Messenger RNA from Chinchilla lanigera (long-tailed chinchilla), 956 nucleotides. RefSeq names its product chemokine (C-C motif) ligand 25 (gene Ccl25). Gene Ontology annotation, molecular function: chemokine activity. Lineage: Eukaryota; Metazoa; Chordata; Mammalia; Rodentia; Chinchillidae. The coding region runs from base 124 to 591 and encodes 155 amino acids. The transcript has 7 exons. The record is from RefSeq and is a predicted model, not a curated record. Gene Ontology annotation, biological process: immune response. Gene Ontology annotation, cellular component: extracellular region.
CCCCAGCCAUAAAGGGUGCAGCUCAGCCCCUGCACCCCACAGGCUGUGCACCCCAGCGGGCCCCAGCUCCUGCGACCCCGUGGUCAUCGGUGGCUCUGUGAUCCCUGAGGCCCAGCCUGUGCCAUGAGCCCGUGGCUCCUUGCCUGCCUGGUGGCUUCCUUCGCAGGCGCCUGGGUCCCUGCUGUCCACACCCAAGGUGUCUCGGAGGACUGCUGCCUGGCCUACCACCGCCACCUCAAGUUGCCCGUGUUCCUGCGCGCUAAGUAUUUCCAGUGGCAGGAGGUGAGCGGGGGCUGCAAUCUGCGAGCUGUGAUAUUCCACUUGCCCCAGCCGGGCAGGAUCGUGUGCGGGAACCCGCGGGACGCGGUGGUGAGGAAGGCGAUUCGGGUCUUGAGUGCUCAGAUGAAGCCCCACCCAGCAGUCAGCAACACCCCUCCCCCAGGCUUGCACGCUCGGAGGAACAAGGUGAAUUCUGGACCGUCCAAGAGGCCUUGGAUCAGGUUGAAGCAUCACGUGGGCAACAGCAAGAAGAACGCUGGGGCUGUGGUGACCAGCAAACGAACCAGCAAUCAAACGGUGUCUGGACCCUGAGCCCUGACAUCUCCAGGACCCUCCCAUGGCGCCGGGGGGCUGCGUUGUUCUCCAUGACCCUCGGCGGUGGCUGCUGCCCCUGCUCUGCGUCCUUCGGUGUGCGGUGUGCGCUGUCCCAGCCCCUGUGCCUGCGUCAUCGUUUUCUCCUCCUGUCCCUCCCUCUUCCCGCCCUCAAGCUGCUGGAAAGAGGGUCAACCGGGACCAGCAUCAGUCUCUGGCAGAGACUCUUAAAGAGCACGCCCCCAGCCCGGGUACGCUGCUUACCUGAAACUUCUUGCCACCCGCCCGGGCCACCUACCCAGGUCCCUGCAAAGCUUUGGUUGGUCCAAAGAUAUUUCCUAGGCUGUACUUUUUUAAAAAUAAAC